Aureobasidium uvarum is the source of this 1461-nucleotide messenger RNA. The record is from the annotation of a GenBank genome assembly. Lineage: Eukaryota; Fungi; Ascomycota; Dothideomycetes; Dothideales; Saccotheciaceae.
AUGACUGAGGCCGCGUCGCACUCGCGCGAGCCCACAUAUCUCGAUUAUCAUGCGCGCAUACCCCAACGCCAUGCCUCGAAGCAAGAGCGCAACAGACCUGAAGCCUCGACACAGGCUCAGCCCUCGCUGAACGAGGUCGACGCACCCGAGCCUGUGCAAAACAGACAAGACGACUCUGCCUGGCACCGACAGACACACCUCGAAGACGAGUCUCUCGAGUCCGCUCCGACACCGCCCUCGUUCCGCACUCGGCCUUCGUCGUCACCUCCCUCUCCACAGAGAGAUCCUCCGUCUCCAGUAGCGACUCAGCUCUACAUCGUUUCGCACCUUGUCUUCUUCUCCAUAUGGGGCACACUCGCUCGACUGGGUAUGCAAUGGCUCACCUUCUACCCGGGCGCUCCGCUGGUGACCCCUGUGCUCUGGGCCAACGUCGGCGGCUCGUUCGUUAUGGGCUUCUUAUCAGAGGACAGACGACUGUUUCGCGAAGAGUGGGGUCUGGACAAUAUGAACAGCCAUGCAAGAGAGAAGGCGUUGGAGCAAGAGCAGUCGGAUCCUGCUGCUGCCAAAAAGGCCCACGCAAAGACGAAGAAGACGAUACCGCUAUACAUUGGUCUGGCCACAGGCUUCUGCGGCUCUUUCACUUCUUUCUCGUCCUUCAUGCGUGACGUCUUUCUGGCUCUGUCCAACAACCUUCCGACUCCUGUAAACCAUCCGUAUGCGACGGUGCCUUCGUUUACGUCCACGAUACACCGUAAUGGUGGUUAUUCUUUCAUGGCUCUGCUCGCCGUCAUCGUAUACACCGUCGCGCUUUCUCUGGCUGCUCUCAAUGUCGGCGCACACCUGGCUCUUGCUCUAGAUCGCUUUACGCCUACCUUGUCUUUCAGGCUUACUCGUAGGUUUAUCGACCCACUCAUUGUUGUGCUCGCUUGGGGUUGUUGGUUCGGUGCCAUUUUCUUGUCCAUCUGGCCCCCAGACAGGCCGUCUGGUCCGUCCAGUCGCGGCAGCUGGGCGAACGAGGUCUGGCGUGGUGAGGUUCCGUUCGCGUUGGUCUUUGCACCUAUCGGCUGUCUCCUUCGCUACUAUGCGUCGUUCAAACUCAAUCCAAUUGCCGCGUCUUUCCCUCUGGGGACUUUCGCCGUCAACAUGUUCGGGUGCGCAGUAGAGGCCAUGUGCUACUCCAUCCAGCACGUUCCAAUCACCUCAAGCGCUGGUGCUUUGGUCGGUGGAGGGAGGGUCGGCUGUCAGGUCCUGCAAGGCGUCAUGGAUGGUUUUUGCGGCACUACAACCACGGUCAGUACGUGGGUCACAGAACUGCAGUCCUUGCGACGGCGACACGCCUACGUGUAUGGCAUGGCAAGCGUAGUGGCCGGUCUUUGUCUCAUGGUGAUCAUCAUGGGCAGCGUAAGAUGGACUGUAGGAUUUGACACGCCGGCCUGCGUGACCAUGCGAACCUCGUUAUGA